This is a messenger RNA of Nipponia nippon (crested ibis), 789 nucleotides long. NCBI's taxonomy places the organism in Eukaryota, Metazoa, Chordata, Aves, Pelecaniformes, Threskiornithidae. The record is from RefSeq and is a predicted model, not a curated record.
AUGACGCUCGUCCCCUGCUCGCUCCGGGGAGGCCCGCUCCGGCCUCGGGGACGGCGGUUGGUACACAACCCCAGAGCCAACGCCGAGCUGCCGGCCGGCCCGGGCUGGGAUCCUGCCGCCGCGGGCACCCUCUCGGUUCGAGGCCAGAGCAUCCCUUACCGUGAGCAGCACAAGGCGCGGCGGGGCCUCCGGGCGCAGAACGCGGGCUGGCUGCGCAGCCAGGCAGCGGGGACGGCAGCGGUUCCCCAGCCCUGCGCCGAACCCACGGGGCUGCAGGCGAGCGGCCAGCGGCUCCCUGGUGCUGGAAGCAAGGCCGAAGGCUGUGAGUACGCGCUACCUUCCUUUGGCUCUGCAGGGAGGCGAGGUGCCCGCGGGGUCCCCCCUGCCCCGGGCGCUGCCCCGAGCGGGUCCCAGUCACCCCCGGUCGCCGCCGCCCCGCAGCUGCCCGCGCCCCUGCCCAUUUCUCCGCUCUGCGUCGCAGGCGUAGCCAGGAUCUUGGCCUGCGAGGCCGGCGUGACCGACAUCGUCCUGCUGCAGGCCGCCCUCCUGCACGACACGGUGGAGCACACGGACACCAGCCCGGCGGAGCUGGAGGAGCGGUUCGGGGCGGAGGUGCGGGGCCUGGUGCAGGAGGUGACGGACGACAAGGCGCUGCCCAAGGCCGAGCGAAAGCGCCUGCAGGUGGAGCGCGCCCCCGGCAGCAGCCCGCGGGCCAAGCUGCUGCAGCUGGCCGACAAGCCGCACAAACCGGGGGGGACCGGGCCGGCCCCCGGCGCCGGCGCCGAGUGA